Coturnix japonica (Japanese quail) is the source of this 2781-nucleotide messenger RNA. RefSeq names its product spermatogenesis associated 1 (gene SPATA1). NCBI's taxonomy places the organism in Eukaryota, Metazoa, Chordata, Aves, Galliformes, Phasianidae. The record is from RefSeq and is a predicted model, not a curated record.
GAGUUGGAACUACAUGAUCCUUGAGGUCCCUUCCAACCCAGGUCAUUCUGUGAUGCUGUGAUUCUGUGUGGCCAUCGCCUGCUGGCGGUGCCUGUGCAGGAAGGGUGAAGAAGGCAGUUUGAAACCCAGGGUGGCAAAGCGCAGAGACGGUAUCAAGAGAGCUUUGUGUUUGCCCGUGCAAACCACAGAUUAGAAGCAGAUCAAUGUGUCACUGCGGAAAGCAUCCAGCGGCGACCGCCACGCCUUGGCUUGUGACACCUUGGCUUGUGGGGUUGGACUCGAUGAUCUCUAGAGGUCCCUUCCAACCCCUACAUUUCUGUGAUUCUGUGACACGAAGGCUUAGAGGGCAUGGUACCAAGUGUGCCGCAUACAGGUGGCUGGGCUUUGGCUCACAGCGUUGGCCCGUUGUCAGAGUUCAGUCCGAGCCCUGCGGGAGUCUCGUUUGUGUCUUUGGGCACACAGAAAUCACCUAGGGAGAUGCCAGGAGGAAGUGCUGCAGGCAGUGUGAGGGCAGCAGGGCCCAGUGUGUGCCGUCACUCAGGUGACAGGCUGUGUUGGGGGCACGGGCAGUGGGUGUGCAGUGAGCAGGGGACGUGCUGUGGCACAGAUACGUGCUUCUCAUAAGUAGGAAAGGAAAAUAAAGGAACCUCUCUAGUGACAGAUUGUCAUGAAACUCAAUUUUAAAGAAUGUUUCAAUCAGAAGGAAAAUUAAGCCCAUCUGGCACCCACUGUGGUCAGGCACAGCAAGCAACAUGUUUGGUCAAACGAGGCCUCAGACAUCCCAGCUGGUGGAGCUCCAUGUUUUUUUUGUCCCAGAGGAAGUGUGGAACUUCAAGCUGAAUACAGUUCCUGUGGCUCUUGCCAGCAAAUUCAUCUCAGCUGGGUUUAUAAGGGUGUCUCCUCACAUUACUCUAAGAAUGCUACGGGAGAAGCUUGGAGAGUACCUGGGUGGAGUUGCAGUUGCAGACAAAUUCCAGUUUUUAAAAUGCAUUGGGAAAAAGUUUGCAGUGGUGAAAGCAAAGCAAGAAGCAGAGCUAGAGCUGAAGUCAUUUGCUCCCCCUUAUGCACUGUAUCCUGAAUUAUAUUUAUUACCUCGAGUGGAAUAUUUUGAAGAUGUUGGUCCAUUAUCAUCAUCAACACAACAAAGACAUCGCUUUCAUGCAGAAACUGAUAGGUAUGGUCAUGGGUCAAGACUACCUCAUCUUCCCCAACAGAAAAAUGAAAGCAAAAAAAUUUUAGAAAGCAUACAGAGCAGUCAUCAGCUAGAAAAUCAGAAAGCGUGCAGUCCUGCAGAAUGGUCUGAGAAAGAAUCUCUUCCAGUAUUGCAUGUGAGUCAUGAGCAAGACCACAUCAGGAUGACAGAAACACAGACACAGUUCAGAGUGAAAGAUCAAAUUGAAUCUAAGGGAUCUCUCUUCACAUCAAGUCUUUUAAAUCCUGCAGAUCAAGGGACUGGAAGAAGCUGUAUAAUACAAAAGAACACCCAGCAAAGCCAUCUCAGCCAGGAUCCAAAAGAGCCUCAUGGUCCUAAGUGGAAUGACAAAGCCAAAGAAACUGCUCUUACUCUUCAUGGAAAUCACAGUGAUGAACAAGAUCAAAAUAAUCAAAUACAUCAAAAUCUAAUGACAUAUCCAAAAGAACCAAACACCAGACUAAUUACAGACAUGGAAAAUAAUGACCACCAGAAAGAUGUCAAACUGAGAGGAGACAGAACACAGCAUUCUGGAAUUCAUAAAACUCUGAAAGACCAAAGCACAGAAUACACACACAGAAACCAAAGGUUGCUGCAGUACCAAACUAGCAAGUCUGUAACUGUUCUUGCAUCUGGUGAAAACCAGGAUGAUCAGGCAAAUGAGAACAAGCAGAAUGAUCCUACUUGUCCGAAAGAAUAUACUUCUCCUAGUCUACCUCUUCUGGCAGUUUCUGUAAGCCCAGCUCAAGUUCCAGCAGUUCAGGCAGAAAAAAACACGAUGGUAGAACAAUUGGAACAAAUGAAGAAAGAUAGAAGGCACAUGGAAAAAAACAGAGAAGAACUGAUCAAAAAAGUGAAAACACUGCUGGAACAAAAUAAACUGAAAAGAUAUCAUGUUCGUGAAGAAUGGAAGAAGAAAUACUUUGAGACCAAGAAAGCUACAGCUUCACUGGAGGAUGUUUUAAGCAAACUGCAACAGGAUUUGGAGCUUUGCCACCAGAAAUUACUCUUGCAAUUAGAAGCCAGAGAUAGCCGAAAACAACCAAACAAUACAACAAACUUGAAGAAUAACAGAAUCAUCCAGAUUACAACACUGCAGCAUGAACUCGAUCAACUGAGAAGGAAGCUGGAUGAUACAAAAACGAAACUCGCAAUAGAAAUUAAGAUGAGAAAGCAGGCAAUAGCAGAUUUACGAGCCCUGAGAGCAGAACUGACACAGAAGAAGAUUCAUUCAGCUUUAAUUCUCCAGUCUGGGAAAUCUGGAAAUUAAGAGCAUGACUCAACAGUAAUGUUGAUAGAAGAUCAGAACUUCUAUAUUGUUUGUUUGUAUGUUCUUAAAGUUCUCUUGUAAAAAGACAUCAGCUAUGCAAGUGAUGUGGAAUUUGUACACUAGCCUACUAACAUACUGCAACUCACUUCUUUUUAAGUCUUGUUACUGAAAGGUUUAUCAGCUGUGUGAACCUACAGUUUAACCUAGUCAUGUGUCUAAAACAAAACUAUUUUAAGAGUGUAAAUCAGUGAAUUGUGACAUCAUAUCAGUAUGCUGAUGUUCUUUCAUACCUAGUAAGCUAAUAAACCUCUAAUCUAAA